Messenger RNA from Postia placenta MAD-698-R-SB12, 3462 nucleotides. RefSeq lists its product as hypothetical. The record is from RefSeq and is a predicted model, not a curated record. Gene Ontology annotation, cellular component: cytosol. Lineage: Eukaryota; Fungi; Basidiomycota; Agaricomycetes; Polyporales; Adustoporiaceae. The transcript is spliced from 8 exons. Gene Ontology annotation, biological process: citrate metabolic process; tricarboxylic acid cycle; acetyl-CoA biosynthetic process. The coding region runs from base 1 to 3462 and encodes 1153 amino acids. Gene Ontology annotation, molecular function: ATP citrate synthase activity.
AUGUCGUCCAAGGCCAUCCGUGAAUACGACGCGAAGCUUCUCCUCGCGUACUGGCUCGAGCGCGCACCCUCCGUCGACCCCUCUGCCCAGCUUGCGACCAAGUUUGUCUUCCCCUCUCCGAAGGUCGCCCAAGUGUCAUGGGACCCAGAGACCAACACGAUCACUGCCGACACCCAGCUCCCCAGCUGGGUGUUCACCACAAAACUGGUUGCGAAACCCGACCAGCUCAUCAAGCGUCGAGGCAAGGCUGGUCUCCUCGCUCUCAACAAGACCUGGGACGAGGCAAGAGAGUGGAUUCAGGCGCGAGCAGGCAAGCCGCAAAGGGUCGAGUCCGUUGUGGGCACCCUGAACAACUUCAUUGUUGAGCCCUUCCUGCCUCACCCAUCCAACACCGAGUAUUACGUUUGCAUCAACUCGGCAAGAGAGGGCGACGCGAUCCUCUUCACGCAUGAGGGCGGUGUCGACAUUGGCGACGUCGACGCGAAGGCGCUCAAGCUCGAGAUUCCUGUCAACGCGCCCUUCCCUUCGCGCCAGGUCAUCGCCGACACGCUGCUCAAGCAUGUUACUGCGGCCAAGAAGGAGACCCUCGUCGACUUCCUCAUCCGCCUGUACUCUGUCUACGUCGACCUUCACUUCGCCUACCUCGAGAUCAACCCUCUGAUCUGCCUUGAUGCUGUUGACGGGGGUCAGCCGACGAUCUUUUACCUGGACAUGGCUGCGAAGCUCGAUCAGACUGCAGAGUCGAUCUGCGGGCCCAAGUGGGCAAUCGCGCGCGACUUGUCUAUCUACGAGUCGGGAUCGCAGGCGACCACGUCCAAGGGUAAGAGCGUGUCUGCCGACCGCGGCCCGCCGAUGGUCUGGCCUGCGCCGUUCGGUCGUGACUUGACCAAGGAGGAGGCGUACAUCCAGAAGCUCGACGCCUCGACUGGUGCCUCGCUCAAGCUGACUGUCCUCAACCCCGAGGGUCGUAUCUGGACGAUGGUCGCCGGUGGUGGUGCGUCUGUCGUGUACGCCGAUGCUAUCGCUGCGCAUGGCUUCGCGGAUGAGCUUGCCAACUACGGAGAGUACUCCGGCGCGCCCACAGAGGGUCAGACCUACGAGUACGCAAAGACCAUCAUCGACCUCAUCACCCGCGGCAAGCCGCGUUCGGACGGGAAGAUCCUCAUCAUCGGUGGCGGUAUCGCCAACUUCACCAACGUCGCAGCGACGUUCAAGGGCAUCAUCCGCGCGCUGAAGGAGUACAAGUCGCCGCUGAUCGCGCACAAGGUGCAGAUCUACGUGCGCCGCGGCGGCCCCAACUACCAGGAGGGCCUCAAGGCGAUGCGCCUGCUCGGCGAGUCGCUCGGCGUGCCCAUCAAGGUGUACGGCCCCGACACGCACAUCACCGCGAUUGUCCCCCUCGCCCUCGGCGUGGAGUCGAAGUCGUCGAACCCCGCACAGUCGAUCUCCGCGACGCCCGUCGGGCCGCCCUCGCCCAAGGCACAGGCGAAGGUGGACCCCGAGGUGGCGAUCGGCAGCAUCGGUCCCGACGGCGAGCGCACGCAGCCAAACGACCAGAUCGUGCGCUUCGAUACCACAGAGCAGGCGUCUACGCGCCCUUCGUUCCGGCCGUUCGACGGGCGCACGCGCGCGUUCGUGUACGGCCUGCAGCCGCGCGCGAUCCAGGGGAUGCUUGACUUUGACUAUUCAUGCGGCCGCGAGGCGCCGUCGGUCGCGGCGAUGAUCUACCCCUUCGGCGGACACCACAUCCAGAAGUUCUACUGGGGCACGAAGGAGACGCUCCUGCCGGUGUACACGAGCGUGGAGGAGGCUGUGAAGAAGCACGCGGACGCGGACGUCGUCGUCAACUUUGCGAGUUCCCGUAGUGUGUACUCCAGCACGCUCGAGAUCUUCAACUUUCCGCAGAUCAAGAGCAUCGCGAUCAUUGCUGAGGGUGUCCCCGAGCGCCAUGCGCGCGAGAUCCUGCACAUUGCAAAGUCGAAGGGUGUCUUGAUCAUCGGGCCCGCGACCGUGGGUGGUAUCAAGCCGGGCUGCUUCAGGAUUGGUAACUCUGGCGGUAUGAUGGACAACAUCAUCGCGUCCAAGCUGUACCGUCCUGGAUCUGUCGGCUACGUAUCCAAGUCCGGCGGCAUGUCCAACGAACUCAACAACAUCCUGUCGCUCACGACCAACGGUACCUACGAGGGUAUCGCCAUCGGUGGUGACCGCUACCCCGGCUCAACGUUCAUCGACCACCUGCUGCGCUACGAGCAGGAUCCGGAGUGCAAGAUGCUCGUCCUGCUUGGUGAGGUCGGUGGUAUCGAAGAGUACCGCGUGAUCGAGGCCGUCAAGAAGGGCACCAUCCGCAAGCCCAUCAUCGCGUGGGCGAUCGGAACGUGCGCAAAGAUGUUCACGACGGAGGUGCAGUUCGGGCACGCCGGCUCGAUGGCGAACUCGGACCUGGAGACGGCCGACGCGAAGAACUCGGCGAUGCGCGCGGCGGGCUUCGUCGUGCCGGACACGUUCGAGGACCUGCCGCUCGUGAUCCGCGAGACCUACGAGAAGCUCGUCGCGAACGGCACGAUCAAGCGGCAGGCCGAGCGCGAGCCGCCCGUCAUCCCGAUGGACUACAAGUGGGCGCAGGAGCUCGGCCUCAUCCGCAAGCCGGCGGCGUUCAUCUCGACGAUCUCCGACGAGCGCGGGCAGGAGCUGCUCUACGCGGGCAUGCGCAUCUCGGACGUGUUCAAGGACGACAUCGGCCUGGGCGGCGUCGUCAGUCUGCUGUGGUUCAAGCGCCGCCUGCCGUCGUGGGCGACCAAGUUCAUCGAGAUGGUGCUGAUGCUGACCGCCGACCACGGUCCGGCCGUCUCUGGUGCGAUGAACACCAUCGUUGCGACGCGUGCGGGCAAGGACCUGAUCUCGUCGCUGGCAUCGGGUCUGCUCACCAUUGGCAGCCGAUUCGGUGGUGCGCUCGAUGAGGCGGCGUCGAUGUUCUCGGGAGCGCGCGACACCGGUCUCACGCCGCGAGAGUUCGUCGACCAAUGCAGGAAGCAGAACAAGCUCAUCAGCGGUAUCGGCCACAAGAUCAAGAGCGUGAACAACCCUGAUCUCCGUGUCGAGCUCGUCAAGGAGUACGUGCACAAGCACUUCCCGAGCCACAGCCUGCUCGACUACGCGCUCGCUGUCGAGAAGGUGACGACGUCCAAGAAGGACACGCUCAUCCUGAACGUCGACGGUUGCAUUGCCGUCUGCUUCGUGGACCUGCUCCGUGACAGCGGUGCGUUCACGCCAGACGAGGCCGACGAAUACAUCAAGAUCGGCACGCUCAACGGUCUGUUCGUGCUCGGCCGCAGCAUCGGGUUCAUUGGCCACCACCUGGACCAGAAGCGCCUGCGUGCACCACUGUACCGCCACCCCGCUGACGACAUCUUCAUCAACAUGGCGGACCUGUCGCAGCCACGGGUGUUGGGCAAGAUGGCAUGA